Actinia tenebrosa (Australian red waratah sea anemone) is the source of this 2176-nucleotide messenger RNA. RefSeq lists its product as uncharacterized. The record is from RefSeq and is a predicted model, not a curated record. NCBI's taxonomy places the organism in Eukaryota, Metazoa, Cnidaria, Anthozoa, Actiniaria, Actiniidae.
CUGCACGUACGGCCAUCGUUUUUUGUCAGGGGUCUACGUCCGGCGGGGUUUUCGUCGAUAGAAUAAGAUAAAAAAGAAAGAAAAAAAGAACUGACAAACUAAACAUGCCAGAGAAACACCUUAUAGAGGAAAUAAAGAAAAUGAAUAAAAAACUUAAAGACUUGAAUACACAGAUAGCAGCAAACGAAUAUAAGCUGCGUGAAGUUCCGAAUAGAAAAAGCGAAGAAAAGUUCAAUAAAGUCAUAGAAGAUCUAAAGCGAGAAAAGGAAGAGGGUGAAGAGAAAAGAUAUCUCCUUCAGAAAGUAGUGAAAYUGCAAGGAACACUAGAGACAAGAGAGGUAAAAAUAAUAUAGUUGAAAGCCCUAAUAGAGGAACUAGAACAAAAGAAUGAGCAAAUAGAAGAAUUAAAAAAAGAAAUAGUAGAUCUCAAGCAUAAAAGGGAUCAGUUGAAAAAUGAAAUAAUCAAGCUUGAAAGUGACAUACGUGAGUUGAAGGAAAAGAUCAAAGAAAAGGAUGAWMGUGUGGAACUGUUGGAAAUGAAAAUGAAAGAAAACCAGCAGAACCACCAGAACAGAAUGAAAGAUGCUAUUGCUAAGGGUGAGAAGAAUAUAAAUAUUUUGAGGAACGAAACUAUUGCCAAGAUCAUGCAACUAAAAGAUAAUCAUUCAAAAGAAAUGGACGAAAUGCGUGAAUCAAACAACUUCCUCGAAAAGGACGUAAAGAAACUUAAAACGGAACAUUCAAAAAUGGAAAGUAAACUAAAUGARUAUAAAGAGUAUGUUAGCUACUGUACAGAAGAAAAUCAGCACAUUUUGUACAUUGGGCAACUUUGUUCAAACUUGCAAACAAACUGGUAUCGAUAUGUUAUGCCGAAGCACUGCCACGAUGAGCAUCGUGCUUAUACAGUUAAGGACAUUAUAGACGAUAUUGGUGAUUGCACAAUACUCAGUGAAGAAGAGCAAAACGAUACCAAGAGGAGGUGGAAAGAAUUGCAAAGUAAAAUAGAUUGGAAGAAGAACAAACGAUUGAUAGAAGCGAUUAAGCGACUACGACACCAGAGAAACCAAGCCGCGCAUCCCAAAGUCCUUAGUGAAGAAGGAGCAAGAAGUGCGGCCGAGGAGUUAAGAAAACAAGGAAAAUUGAAUGUAAAACCUUCAUUUGAUGAUGUCAUGGGAUUAAUUAAUCUAUGGAAAUCUUCAAUAUCCCUGCACGAAGCACGAUCCGGCUGAUGCAUGUGGACCAGCUAAAACACUUCCAUGUUCCUUGAUCACAGACUCAUUUACUUAGGGUUGGCCUCAUAUCAGCGUUAAAAUAUUCACAUUUGAAAUAGGAAAUGUAAAGAAAAUAAUACACAACUUUAACAAUACCAGCACUUUUAAAAGUUCACAAACGGAUAUUUUUAAUCGAAUAUUUUUAAAUCCGCAACUUUCAUACCGAUUCCACCAUCAAGCCACACAAGGCCGUAUUCAAUUAAUCACUUGAUAAAUGUGGAAGUGACUUAAAGUUCACGCAUUUUUCCUUUUUAAAUAUUUACGUUUUUGGUUAUAAUUUAGAUUCCAGUGGAAAGCCRGCCGAGAUAUACYGAAAUGGGCUUUUCGUUUUCUAUCACAAAUCGGCCAUUAGUGUCUAGGGCGCAUGAGCUUUGCUGGCGAACUCAUGGACGAAGGCUCGCAGCACGUAACAGAGCUAAAACAAGCCCUUGGAAGCUUCGGUGCUCUCUCUGACUUCUAGUUCAUUCUUUUUUAUGGUUUAUAAUUUUAAUAUCCAGGAAUUCUUCCCUAAAACUAAGUUCCAUAAAAUGACAUGCUAUAGACCCCUUGUAGCACGUCGGAACGAAGCUUCAUUUGAAGUACAUAACAAUAGGUUCYCAAUUCUCUUCUUUCCCAUACCCAAAAUACUUUGCGGCUUUGGGGGGUAACCAGAGGAAAAACUGACUGCACUUAUUUUGCUGAAGGCUGAUCAGACAAUGUUGAAAAUAUCUCGUUUGAUAUCCAAAUACAAAAUGAAACAGUAAGAAGCAGAAAGAGAUGAAGAAGUUUAAAGUGAUUUUUAAAUAUUUCUUCGUAAGUCAAUACAUGUUCUGUAACACCAAACCUUUUGAUGUUCUGCAAAAUGAACUCAGAAUGGACUGAUAAUCAGUAUUUUACAGAUCAAAACAGUUAUAGUGUACAUUCAA